Molecule: messenger RNA, 1470 nt
Organism: Dipodomys ordii (Ord's kangaroo rat)
Lineage: Eukaryota; Metazoa; Chordata; Mammalia; Rodentia; Heteromyidae
Gene: Dbf4b
Product: DBF4 zinc finger B
Exons: 14
Coding region: 181-1470 (429 amino acids)
Biological process (GO): regulation of cell cycle phase transition; positive regulation of nuclear cell cycle DNA replication
Cellular component (GO): nucleus; Dbf4-dependent protein kinase complex
Molecular function (GO): protein serine/threonine kinase activator activity; nucleic acid binding; zinc ion binding
Source: RefSeq, a predicted model, not a curated record
CUCGCUGGCCUGCUGCCGUGGCUGAGCGUGGACCGGCGAGAUUCUAGAAUGUCAAAGAACACUUGAAGCCCGGGAACACAGUACGAAGUACUGGAGGAAGGAGUACGGCAGCCGGGAAAGACCUGGGAUUUGAAGAGUGAGCCAAGAUAGGGCUGCGUGUACCGCACACGGGAGAGUUCCAUGGCCGAGAGUAAGCUCAGAGCUCCAGAUCAAGGGGCUCGUCCAGGAGUUUCCAGUUGUCAGAGAAAAUGCCAGAAGAGUGCUAAGCGGCAGCCCUUUUCUGGAAAGUCUUUUUACUUAGAUCUACCUGCUGGCAAGCAUCUCCAGUUUCUGACAAGGGCCGUCCAGCAGCUGGGUGGGGUAAUUGAGGGUUUUCUGAGCAAAGAAGUAAGUUACAUCGUGUCCAGCCGCAGAGAAGCAAAAGCAGAGCGCAAUGGCACAAGCCAUAGAGGCCGCCCCAGCUCCAGUGAGGUCAGAGUGGAAACUGCCUCCUUAGCGAAUCCAAAAGGCUACCAGGCCACACCUUCACAGAAACCUGUAGACUCGGUGCCUUUGAGCAGAGGGAAGGAGCUAUUGCAGAAGGCCAUCAAAAAACAGGGGAGUAGCAGCAGCAGCCUCCUGACCAAUGCCCGUUCCUGGGGAGUGAAAGUCCUGCAUGUGGAAGAAAUGAUGAUGCACGUGCGGCAGCUGUCUAUUGGUGGUUCUUCACAUACAAAGAAACAAGAACCAAAGAAGCCAGAAGGAACACGUCCAGGAGUGGAGUCAAGAGCACGGAAAGAGAAGAAGUUUCGUCCCUUCCACCGUCAGUUUAAAUCCUUUCCUGAAAUUUCUUUUCUGGGACCCAAAGCCGCAAGUCCUUUUCAGGCUCUGACAACCCCCAGCAGCUUGCAGCAUUCCAGAGAACUCAGGGACCCAGAGCCAAGCCUGCGAUCAGCUGUGCACACCUUGCCCAGGAGGAAGAAGGGGUACUGUGAAUGCUGCAAAGAAACCUUUGCAGAUCUCCAUGUGCAUCUUCAGAGUGCCCAGCACCAGAGCUUUGCUCUAGAAGCUCAUCCAUAUGCAGAAAUCGACCGGAUCAUCGCCCAGCUCAGCCAGAGCUUUGUAGACAUCUCCCAAGCCAGCCUCCCCAGGCAAUCAGGUUCUCCUGCUUCUAAUCGUGACAUACUCUGUUCUGAUACUCCACCCCUAAGCCGGCCCUGCCAGCCCAGGACAGCAUCUACCAGGAUGAGGAAGGAAGAUGGGGGACAAACCCCAUGGACUGCAGAGCAGGAUAGGACAGUGGAUAGUACAAAGGAACCAGCUGAACCCACAGGGACUGGCCACGUACCCAGAUCAGUAGCAAGCUGCCAGGAGCUGCGGGAACCCGCUGCUCCCAAUGGCUCUGGGUCCCCCAGACUCUCCAAAUGGCCUGUCUCCCUGUCCUGCAGUCUGAGCCCCCCACCCAGUGCUAGCAGAGAGCUGGUCCUGUGA